Messenger RNA from Cervus elaphus (red deer), 4812 nucleotides. It is a transcript of the gene ELAVL3, whose product is annotated as ELAV like RNA binding protein 3. The coding region runs from base 435 to 1538 and encodes 367 amino acids. Gene Ontology annotation, molecular function: RNA binding. NCBI's taxonomy places the organism in Eukaryota, Metazoa, Chordata, Mammalia, Artiodactyla, Cervidae. The transcript has 7 exons. The record is from RefSeq and is a predicted model, not a curated record. Gene Ontology annotation, cellular component: ribonucleoprotein complex.
GCGCGGAGCGCGCAGCGAGGGCCGGAGGGAGGGAGGGAGGGCGGGCGAGGGGAGAGGACUGAACACCGGGGACCGGACCAGCCGGGCCGAGGGGCGGCGGCGAAAGGCAGAGCGCCGAGAUCUCUGUCGGGAAGCGCAACCUCCCCGGGCCCCGCGGGGCCGCGCAGGGGGCGUUCUCAAUCCCGCGCCCGCUCCCUCUUUCCAUCCCCUGCUGCCCGCAGGCCACCCCGGGGCCCGGUUAUCCGCGCUCGCGUACCCGGGCUCGGGCCCGUCCCCGGCCCUCGAGGGAUCCGCUGCCCUCACCGAGACCUCUGCAGCGGCCGCACCAGAGGCCGCCCCGGCAGGACCCCGGCGUGAGCAUCGAGCGCCCCCCAAAGAGUGCACGACCCCCGGAGCCGCCCUCAACACGGACCGCGCCCGCCGGGCACACAAGAAUGGUCACUCAGAUACUCGGCGCCAUGGAGUCUCAGGUGGCAGGGGGCCCGGCCGGCCCGGCCCUGCCCAACGGGCCACUCCUUGGUACAAACGGAGCCACUGAUGACAGCAAGACCAACCUCAUUGUCAACUACUUGCCCCAGAAUAUGACCCAGGAUGAGUUCAAGAGUCUCUUCGGCAGCAUUGGUGACAUCGAGUCCUGCAAGUUGGUUCGGGACAAGAUCACAGGGCAGAGCCUCGGCUACGGGUUUGUGAACUACUCUGACCCCAACGAUGCAGACAAAGCCAUCAACACCCUCAACGGCCUCAAACUGCAGACGAAGACCAUCAAGGUAUCCUAUGCCAGACCCAGCUCUGCCUCUAUCCGAGAUGCGAACCUGUACGUCAGCGGGCUCCCCAAGACCAUGAGCCAGAAAGAGAUGGAGCAGCUCUUCUCCCAGUACGGCCGCAUCAUCACUUCUCGCAUCCUGGUGGACCAGGUCACAGGUGUCUCUCGGGGAGUGGGAUUCAUCCGCUUUGACAAGAGGAUCGAAGCCGAGGAGGCCAUCAAAGGACUGAACGGGCAGAAGCCGCUGGGUGCGGCCGAGCCCAUCACGGUCAAGUUUGCCAACAACCCGAGUCAGAAGACGGGCCAGGCCCUGCUCACCCACCUCUACCAGUCGUCAGCCCGGCGCUACGCAGGCCCCCUGCACCAUCAGACACAGCGCUUCCGGCUGGACAAUUUGCUCAACAUGGCCUACGGAGUCAAGAGUCCCCUGUCGCUCAUCGCCAGGUUCUCACCCAUCGCCAUCGAUGGCAUGAGCGGCCUUGCGGGCGUGGGCCUGUCGGGGGGUGCAGCGGGCGCCGGCUGGUGCAUCUUCGUGUACAACCUGUCUCCGGAAGCGGACGAGAGCGUUCUGUGGCAGCUGUUCGGGCCCUUCGGGGCGGUCACCAACGUCAAGGUCAUCCGUGACUUCACCACCAACAAGUGCAAGGGCUUCGGCUUCGUCACCAUGACCAACUACGACGAGGCGGCCAUGGCCAUCGCCAGCCUCAAUGGCUACCGCCUGGGCGAGCGCGUGCUGCAGGUGUCCUUCAAGACCAGCAAACAGCACAAGGCCUGAGGCGCCGCCGCCCUCCCCACCCUCCCCGGGCAGCAGAGACAGAGAGAGAGAGAGAGAGAGAGAGAGAGAGACAGGGGGCCCGAGAGAGACAGCGCAGGCAGACCACGGACGGCACGAGGGCCCUGCAUCCCUGCAGAAGCCACAGGGUGAGCACUUGGUGGGGGGGUCUGCAGGGAAUGGGGGGUGCCUGGGGGCCCCCUCCCCCACCCUAACGCCCCUCCCCCCUAGGCUGGGCUGUUCACUCUCUCGUCUUGGUUUCGUUCAUGGUGAAGGUUUUUGUUUCCUUUUUCGGCUAAAAUGAAAGCAGAGAUGUGCCCCUAGCCCACCACUCAACCACCCUCCACGGAUGGCUUGGGGUGGGGGGCAUUGGGGGUGCCCUCCCAGGCCCCCUUGCCCAGGCCUCCCCAGUUACCUAGGUGAGCCUGAGAGGUGGGGAACAGGUUUAAAAAUCCCCAAAAAAGUGAAACAUGAGAGGGGUGUGGUCAGCCCUGGCCCAGAGCCCCUUGGUGUGGAAUGUGAGGAGCAGGGGGAGGGGCUGGAAACAGAGACAAAAUGAAAAAAAAAAGGGGGGGGGGGGUGGGAGGGGAAGAAAAACUCUAUUUUUGUAAAAAGGGAAAAAAGACCUCGUGGAGAAUUUUUACUGGGGAUUCUUGAACUUGAAAAAAAAAAAAAACCACAAAAAAAGACAAAAAAAAAAUAUUUUGGCAGGUUAUGUUUACCAACUGGGGCAGGGACAGGGAGCAGGGCUUAGGAGCUGAGGGUCCGUGGGGCCACACAGAGAAACACAGCCACGCAAAGAUCCACAGGGGCAGGCACAUGUACACACCCCUAGGGACACACACAGCAGCAGAGGGACCCAGAGACACGCCUCAGGAAAACUCCUUGGCCCAAUAAACACGGAAGAGCAAAGUAUGGGGCCACACACGCAUGGCCAUGGUGGACUCGGACGUGGGCAAAUGUGGCCAAGGGCGGAAGUGGCCACAGGUGGGUGUGGCCAAGGACAAAUGUGGACGCGUGAACAUGGGAACAUUACCCCGCGUGCACGUGGCCAUGUGGAGACAGAUUCAUUCGGACAUAAAUCUAGACACCCAGGCAUGGAGAUACGUAGUCACAACACCCAGAGACACACAGACAUGCCCACAGCAUCGUUCAGGCCCAGGUGAGCGGUCACAGCCCAGACCCCAGCCCAGUCCAUAGCCCACUUCCUCCGUUAGCAAGGCCGGCCGGCCCCACCCCACCCCCGACACUCCAGCCCCACUGGCCCCGCCCCAGGUUCUCUGCAGAGAUCUCUCCUGGCUCCUCAGUGGUCCCUGCUGCCCACGAUCACAGGCGUGCACACACAGCGUCCAUGCAUCCAGACACAGGAUACCUCGUUACCCUUUUGGCAUCAUGGUGGGCUGGAGGCAGCCCCCCCCCACAACACUUGAGGCCAAAGGAACCCCCACCCCCGACCCUGGGGCUGAGCCUCCCUGGGCCAAGGCCCUGGCCCACAAGGCCAAGGGGGAGGCUGGGCCCUGAGCCUCCCCGCUCCAGAGCCUCCCCCAGCAGCAAGCGCCCACCACUCUCCUGGACAGGCCCAGGGUGGAUUGGCCCCGGGGCCUAGCCCCACUUUCUCUUCCCGUCCACUUGUCACUCCCUUUCAGUUUGUUGGGUUUUUCUGUCUUUCCAGAUCAGUGAGGGCAGUGGACGCAGCAGCCCCCAUCCCGAGCCCCAGCCUCGGCUUCUGUCUGGACUUUUCCAUCCUCCUAGUUUUCAUUCUUUGUUUAAAAAAAAAAAAUCCAACAGAAGCCAAAGGCCGGAGCCCCCGGGAGCCCUCGCAGCCCCUCACCCCCACAGUGGGCCCAGUCAGAACCGAGAAUGGCAAACCCCAGUUUCAGCCCCUCCUCCGGUGUCCCUGCGUUUGGUGUCUGGCCUUGGCCCCAUCUGACUGCCCAGCUCUCUCUCCCCCACCCCUCCCGGUGUUGUUAUUAAACGUCUGUGGAGCUUCUGCUGCAAGGAACAAAAAGAAAAAAAAAAAUCAAAAAAGCGACAAAAAAACACAAACAGAAGAGGAAAAAAGCGACAAAAAAAAAAAAAAAUGGAAGAGAAAAAAAACCACACACACAGAAGAGAUUUAAAAAAAAAAAGAAAAAAAAAAAAAAAGACAUAAACUGGCACCAGUUAACUUUCUUGUACUUUUUUGCCGAAUUGAGCUUCUUGUAGUUUUAACUUAUUGCUAUGUUAACUAUUUAUCCUUGUUGCCCUGUAAGGACAUUUGUGUAUAUUUCUGUUCCUUCAUCCAGUUUGCAAGUUUAAAGGAACCACGAUGUUCUCUUUGUUUCUUUAAGUUUUGCCGAGACGUGGUUAUGCCUAAUUUAUUUAUAAAAGGGGAAGUGGAAUCAUUAAAGUAAUAAUAAUUAUUAAUAACAGUAAUGGUAGCCGAGCGGCGCCCCGUGGGGGGGUCUGUGCUCUGCGGGGAGGUCCCUGCAGCCAGCGACGUCCGGGGUCUUUAAUGGGAUUAUUUUUGCUCGUCUUGAGAAUUUUUUCAGUCCUAUUUAGCUGGUGAAACCCUAGCUUGUUCUUGAUACACGAACCUAUUUAUUCUUGUGGUUUUUAAGUCCUCCCCAACCUCCCCGCUCCCCUCCAGCAGGGCAGGCCCCCCAGCGGGUCCAUCCCUCUCCCUCUGUUUUCUUGGGGCUUUCUCCCCUCUGCUGUCCGCCCGCAGCGACGCGUGUCCACACGUGGACAGCGUGGCGGAGGCAUCUGUGAGCAAUAAGGGCUGGGUUUGUCCCCCACCCUGGGGGAGGCCGGGCUCCAGAGAGGGGGCACCUCCCCACACCCCCUCAACUGAGGCCCUGGGCCCCUGCCACCCCCGACUGGGAGGGGACUCCUUUUUCUAAAACACAGAACUCAGCCCAGCCAGCCAGGCCCCUUUCCUGGAGGCCAGCCCCUCACCCCAGGGGAGGUGGGGCCUGGGGUCUUCCGCAUCCCUGCGUGGGGCAGGGGCAGGGCCCGUGGGGAAGGGGCUCAGCCCCUCCAGCCCUCCCUUCAUCCUGUUAUUUAUUUGGAUGGUUUCAAAUCAAGACAGAGUCCAUGUUGGAGGUGAUAAAGAACUGUUACAAAAAAAAAAAAAAAAGACAAAAAAAAACCCAAAACCCAACAAGAACACUUUGCGUUGAGUUUAGACACUAUUUAUUACCGGGAUUACAGGCCUGGCCGCGGUAACAGACUUUUACAUGGAAUUGUUUAAUUAUUUGUACUUUUCAUGCCAGAAAAAUAAAAGUUCAGAAUCUUA